AUGUUGCCCAAAACAGUUCUCAUCUCGGUAUUCUUUGCCUUGACAAGUGCUCUCGACCAGAAGGUUGCGACUAUUGGUGCUUGGCCAGCCUCUCAGGAUGGUGCGGUCCCGAUCCGACAAAAUAUCAACAAACUACACGCCGAUGGCGGACCUCAAUGGGAUCUGUACAUCCAGGCCCUACGAAUGAUGCAGGAUGCUAAUGAAGACGAUCCCUUUUCGUAUUUCCAACUUGCUGGUAUUCACGGUCUUCCAUUCAUUGAAUGGGGCAACACCGGUGGUCGUAAUAACGCUACCGGAUGGGGUGGUUAUUGCCCUCACGGAGAAGCCAUGUUUCUCCCUUGGCAUCGUCCGUAUAUUGUUCUUUACGAGCAAAUUGUCGUCAACAAUGCCAGAGCCAUUGCGGAAACCUACCCUGAGGCCCAGCGAGAAAUCUACCGCAAUGCCGCAGACCAGCUCCGCGUUCCAUUCUGGGACUGGGGUGUAGAUGGAAAGGUGCCAGAUGCAGUCGUUCCGGAGAUGAUUACUAUCAAAGCCUCACGCGACGGCACAGUAAAGGACGUUACCAUUCCUAACCCGUUGGCUACGUUUGUAUACCCAAAGUCAUACGGAGCUGGAAAAUAUGGCCCUCCUCCCAUCGAAACUGAGAGGGUUUUGCGCUGCCAGGCACCUUAUAGCUUCCCGGCCACUGCCAAUGCCAACCUCCAGCGACGAAACUACCGCCAGAGAGUGUACGAUGUUUUCAGUCGUGCUGAAACCUUUGACAGUUUCGGAACUGUAGGCAACAAGGGCAUCAGUCUUGAAAGUCUGCACAACAACAUCCACUGGGACGCAGCCUGCGACCAUGCACUGGUUGCUCCCUCCACCUCAGGAUUUGACCCCAUCUUUUUCCUUCAUCACGCAAACGUCGACAGGCUUUGGGCCUACUGGGGGGCAAUGAAGGGUGAUGAGGGCAGCCUCAUCCAACCAUACGUCGGCGGCCCUCGUUGGUCGACUCCCAACGGAACUACUAUUAACCCAGACACGACUCUCCAGCCCUUCUUCGAUCAGAACAAUCAGUGGUACACUAUUAAGUCUGUCGCUGAUGUUGACGCUUUUGGUUACACAUACGAGGGCCUUGAAUUCUGGCGUAAGUCUGACGAGCAGAUGAAGGAGGAUGCCACUACCAUCAUCAACACACUCUACGGCCCUCGAACCCCGAAGGUUCGCCGAGGAGGCUCCCUUAUUCCUCGUGCCAGCGAUAACACUAGACUCUUUGCCGAGAUAAGCGUCGAGGCUUCUGAGCUUAAGGACAGGCCUUGUGAGAUUGAGAUUACUGUCAAGGGCUACAAGGCCAACAGCAUCGUCGUGCUGGCUCAUCCCGUCAGCGGACCUGUCUACGGAGGCUUCUCACUGGACGAGGAUGAAAGCGCAAAUACCUUCUCAGCCCAGUCUGUGGAAGAGACCGUCUCCUCACUGGACGAUAACAUGCAGAUUGCUAUUAUCAAGCCCGACGGAACCCGCUUGGAUGCUAGCCAAAUUCUGAGCUUACAGGUCGAUAUCGAAGAAGUCGACGUCACACCCCGCCAGAAAGACACGGAAAUGCCGGUUGUCUCCUUGCCCCGUGUACACGAAGCCGUCCGUGCUGGCAAGAAGCUGCCUAACAAGCGUCGCAACCUGUAGUUUCGCCACUAGGGUUGGAAGGUGUCAGCUUGGUUAGUGCAUUGCAUUGAGUGUAAGAAGCAUAUUUCAGUCGCUGCAGCUACGGAUGUGACGAGGUAGGCUCCGUCUUGCUCAGCAGCGCCAGCAGCUUGUCCUCGGACAUGGAUUGGAUGGGCAUAUAGAUCCGGGUUGUUUCUGAUAGAUAUUGUAACACAUGUAAUGAAUAUACCGAU
[Torrubiella] hemipterigena is the source of this 1871-nucleotide messenger RNA. Lineage: Eukaryota; Fungi; Ascomycota; Sordariomycetes; Hypocreales; Clavicipitaceae. The record is from the annotation of a GenBank genome assembly.